AGACUGACGGCGGCACGCGGGAAAGUUCAGAGUGAGCAGCAGCUGUGCGGUAAAUAUGGCUAUGAGGAGUGUGUCCCGUGUGGAGGUGGAGGGAGGACUUGAGGAGGAGGAGAGCUUUGGGCCACAACCGGUCGCCCGUCUGGAGCAGUGUGGCAUCAGCAGCAGUGACAUCAAGAAGCUGGAAGAUGCUGGGUUUCACACCGUUGAGGCCGUGGCGUACGCACCAAAAAAGGAACUGCUGAACAUCAAAGGUAUCAGUGAAGCCAAAGCUGACAAGAUCCUGACAGAGGCUGCUAAGAUGGUACCCAUGGGAUUCACGACUGCAACAGAGUUUCACCAGCGGAGAGCUGAAAUCAUCCAGAUCUCCACUGGAUCCAAAGAGCUUGAUAAACUCCUACAGGGAGGAAUCGAGACGGGCUCCAUCACUGAGAUGUUUGGAGAGUUCCGCACAGGAAAAACACAGCUGUGUCAUACGCUGGCCGUCACCUGCCAGCUGCCCAUAGAUCAGGGUGGUGGGGAGGGCAAAGCCAUGUACAUCGACACAGAGGGAACUUUCCGUCCAGAGAGACUGCUGGCUGUAGCUGAGAGGUACGGGUUGGUGGGCAGUGAUGUGCUGGAUAAUGUGGCGUACGCGAGAGCCUUCAACACAGACCAUCAAACACAGCUGCUUUAUCAGGCCUCUGCUAUGAUGACUGAGUCCAGAUACGCUCUGCUGAUAGUAGACAGCGCAACAGCCCUUUACAGGACCGAUUACUCUGGACGAGGAGAGCUGUCCGCUCGUCAGGGACAUCUGGGACGAUUUCUACGCAUGCUGCUCCGUCUUGCUGAUGAGUUUGGUGUUGCCGUCGUCAUCAGUAACCAGGUUGUAGCGCAGGUGGACGGAGCGGCCAUGUUUUCUGCAGAUCCCAAGAAGCCGAUUGGAGGAAACAUUCUAGCACAUGCCUCAACUACUAGAUUAUAUCUGCGGAAGGGUCGAGGUGAGACGCGCAUCUGUAAGAUCUACGACUCGCCGUGUUUGCCUGAGGCGGAGGCCAUGUUUGCCAUCAAUGCCGAUGGAGUAGGUGACGCCAAAGACUGAAAGGUUACACAGAUCGGAGGCUCUUCAUUACUUUGCGCUCUGUUAUUGGAGAUACAGGAACAUCUGUCAGAGAAGAGGCUUCUGUGAAAUUAACAAAAGAAACUUUGUAAAUUCACGGAUAAUGUACAGAAGACUGGCAUGUGUAUAAUAUUAUUAGUGUUAAUAAAUAGGUUUAUCAUCUGAUGGGUUUAUUUACAGCUGUCCAGAUUGAUGGAUCUGAAUCAUUUGAGCUGGAGUAAUUAUUUGUUCUUUGCUGUGAUGUCAACCUUUUUGUGUUAUUUACAUCUUUUGUUUUGUCUGGACUAUUUUCGCUUUUGCUUGUACAUAAACUACACCAAAUGAAAGUGUUUUAACUGUUAAACCCUUGUAAACAAUAACUAUAAUUGCUCAUUUACUUAGUGAUAAAGAGUAACAUUAAAAUAGAUAAACUUGCAAAAUUAUGGAAUUGUAUUGUCAUUUUAGAAAUUCACUUCAUGUCAUGACAUCUGAAAUCAAAUAUGAACAAACAUGAGUUUAUCUCAAGAUAAAUACAUUUUUAAUAUCACAAGCAUGUUUCAAUAUUUUAAAAUUGGGAAUGAUUUUAGCGACCUUUUUAAUGGAAUAAAACGCAGUAAUGUU
Myxocyprinus asiaticus (Chinese sucker) is the source of this 1696-nucleotide messenger RNA. Its product is annotated as DNA repair protein RAD51 homolog 1-like. The transcript has 10 exons. Gene Ontology annotation, molecular function: single-stranded DNA binding; double-stranded DNA binding; ATP binding. Bases 56 to 1078 code for a protein of 340 amino acids. Gene Ontology annotation, cellular component: condensed nuclear chromosome. Gene Ontology annotation, biological process: mitotic recombination-dependent replication fork processing; reciprocal meiotic recombination; chromosome organization involved in meiotic cell cycle. NCBI's taxonomy places the organism in Eukaryota, Metazoa, Chordata, Actinopteri, Cypriniformes, Catostomidae. The record is from RefSeq and is a predicted model, not a curated record.